Molecule: messenger RNA, 2953 nt
Organism: Pichia membranifaciens NRRL Y-2026
Lineage: Eukaryota; Fungi; Ascomycota; Pichiomycetes; Pichiales; Pichiaceae
Exons: 1
Coding region: 40-2574 (844 amino acids)
Biological process (GO): transcription initiation at RNA polymerase II promoter; nucleotide-excision repair
Cellular component (GO): nucleotide-excision repair factor 3 complex; transcription preinitiation complex; transcription factor TFIIH holo complex
Molecular function (GO): DNA binding; ATP binding; 3'-5' DNA helicase activity
Source: RefSeq, a predicted model, not a curated record
AUCAAUUACUGCCAGGGCCUUUAUUUGUCACGUCCAUACAUGCCUUCCGAAGCAGCACCGAGUGCAGACACCAAACCGAACAAGCUUGAAAACUUGUUCUCGGAUGAUAGCUCUACUGACGACACAGAUUCCGAAAACGAUCAGUUAAUUAUACCUGCUGCCAGCUCGAGAAAAAGACAAAAACUAGCUCCGAAAACACAGGAAGCAAUCAACACAAUCAAGGAAACCAAUGAUGACAACGAAUUUGAAGAAGGUGAGCUGGUGAAGAUACCACUAGAUAGACCAAGUGACUUUAUCCCUGAUGCAGUAUCUCAUAUUUUUGCCAACAGUGAUUUUUCAUACUUGAAAUUGAAACCUGACCAUUCAGCUCGUCCUAUCUGGAUCAGUCCAUCCGAUGGCAAGAUAUACCUUGAAAGUUUCUCACCUUUAUCGGAGCAGGCUCAAGAUUUUUUGGUCACCAUUGCAGAACCCGUCAGUAGGCCCAGUUUUAUGCAUGAAUAUAAGAUCACGACACACUCUUUAUACGCCGCAGUUUCGGUUGGAUUGGAGACCGAUGACAUAAUUUCGGUUUUGAACCGGUUGUCGAAGGUGCCAGUGGCGACGUCAGUUGUCGAAUUCAUUAAAGCAGCCACACACUCCUAUGGUAAGGUCAAAUUAGUUUUAAAGCACAAUAGAUACUUCGUUGAAUCUUCUUCGGCCGAAAUUUUGAGAAUGUUGUUAAAGGACGAUGUGAUUGGCAAGUUGAGAUUACAGACUGUGGAUGAAGUUAAUGGCGCUUCUGAUGGUUUAGUUGAAACACAAGCUCCAAAGCAAGGAAAUUUGGUCAUUCCAGGUACGAAAAAGAAUCAUGAAAACAAAAACUCUAAAGAGAAAGGGACGGAUGCCAAGAAUGAGACUAAAAAGAAAGAAUUUGUAGAAGGUGUGGAAGACAUCUAUGCUGAUGUGAUUGCUGAUGCAGAAGAUGAAAAUGCGGAUGAUACUGUUCAUUCCUUCGAAGUAGCUGCUGAGAACGUCGAGACAGUGAAAAAGAGAUGUCAAGAAAUUGAUUACCCAAUGUUGGAAGAGUACGAUUUCAGGAACGAUACAAGGAACCCCGACUUGGAGAUUGAUUUAAAACCCUCCACACAGAUUAGACCGUAUCAGGAAAAAUCGUUGAGUAAGAUGUUUGGUAACGGACGUGCAAGAUCGGGUAUCAUCGUCUUACCUUGUGGUGCUGGAAAAACCUUGGUUGGUAUCACUGCAGCCUGCACCAUUAGAAAAUCGAUCAUUGUUUUAUGUACCUCUUCUGUUUCCGUGAUGCAGUGGAGGCAACAGUUUUUGCAAUGGUGUACCAUUCAGCCUGAAAACGUCGCUGUUUUCACAUCGGAAAAUAAACAAAUGUUUCGGGGCGAGUCAGGCUUAGUGGUGUCUACUUAUUCCAUGGUGGCAAAUACUCGAAAUAGAUCCCAUGACUCUCAAAAAGUGAUGGAUUUCUUGACGUCCAGAGAAUGGGGUUUUAUUAUCUUAGAUGAAGUGCACGUUGUUCCUGCUGCAAUGUUCAGAAGAGUUGUUACCGCCUUGGCAACACAUGCGAAAUUGGGAUUGACUGCUACUCUAGUUAGAGAAGAUGAAAAGAUUUCUGAUCUUAAUUUCCUUAUUGGUCCUAAGAUGUAUGAAGCAAAUUGGAUGGAGCUUUCUCAAAAGGGUCAUAUUGCUAAAGUGCAAUGUGCUGAAGUUUGGUGUCCUAUGACAAGUGAGUUCUAUCAAGAAUAUCUAAGGGAGAGUGCACGUAAGAGAAUGUUGUUGUAUAUUAUGAAUCCAACUAAGUUUCAAGCGUGUCAAUUUUUGAUCCAAUACCAUGAGAGUCGGGGAGAUAAGAUUAUUGUCUUUUCAGAUAACGUUUAUGCCCUUCAAGAGUAUGCUCUCAAAUUGGGUAAGCCCUUCAUUUUCGGUUCGACUCCUCAACAAGAAAGGAUGAAUAUUUUGCAGAAUUUCCAAUAUAAUGAUAGAGUUAGCACAAUUUUCUUAUCAAAGGUUGGUGAUACGUCUAUCGAUUUGCCAGAAGCAACAUGUUUGAUUCAAAUCUCAUCGCAUUAUGGUUCAAGAAGACAAGAAGCACAACGGUUAGGACGUAUUUUACGUGCCAAGCGUAGGAAUGAUGAAGGUUUUAAUGCAUUUUUCUAUUCCUUGGUUUCUAAAGAUACACAAGAAAUGUACUAUUCCACGAAAAGACAAGCUUUCCUUGUUGAUCAAGGUUAUGCUUUCAAAAUUAUCACUCACUUGCAUGGUAUGGAGGAACUACCAAACCUUGCAUAUGCCUCUCCCAAAGAACGUAGAGAAUUGUUGCAAGAGGUUCUAUUGAAGAAUGAAGAGGCAGCUGGCGUGGAAAUGGGUGAAGACGCAGAUAAUUUGAUUGGACAUGGAGUUUCCAGGAGACUCAAAUCCAGCUCUGUGAAGAACCAAGCUUCUAUGGCUGGUCUCGCCGGAGGUGAAGAUAUGGCAUAUGUUGAGUAUUCCAGAAAUAAAAACAAAGAUUUGGGUGUUUCCCAUCAUCCAUUCUUUGAAAAGAACUAUUACAGAAGGACGAAGAGAUAAGUAUAUUUUGUUUCCACGCUUCAAAAUUUGUUCAUCACCUCCCUGCCAUAACAAAAUUACAUUUAAAUUUUUGCUACAUAGUUUACAUCAUUAACACAUAAAUAUAUACGAACGUAUUGCCUAUUACAUCGAAUCCUAUACAUUUUAAAUAUUAUACACAAUAAAUAAUACACGCAAAAGAAAGGUGAAUCACUCCUCCUGUGAUUCUGCAUCUAACUGUUGCUUUAAUUCUUGACUUACCUCCACAGCUGUGUUUUCCAAAUCCGUCAUAACGUCACUUUUGAAGCUUACAACAUAAUCCAAACACUGGGCUAUGUCGCAGACCAACUGUGUACGAUUUUCGCUGAUCAUUGAAAUGGUCUUUUUAUAGUCUCGCUGA